AUCGAUAAGUUUGUUUUUAUCAAUUUCAUUUUUUUUUAUCAAUCAGCUUACUAAAAAUAAUUACUAAUUAUGCCAAAUUUAUUGUGGAAUUUGAAACUAUGUACUUAUUACACCUUUUAACAUUUCCGCGUUGAUUGCCUACGGUUAUUUACACAUUUCCGGUGUCAAAAAGUUAGAUAUUCUAACAUGAAAUAAUUUCCAACAUUACAAAUACGAUAUAUUUUGUUAGUGCACCUUAUUUUGAAAACUUCACCGGAGUGAUUCGUUCAUUUACCAAUGGCCAAUGACAGAGAAGUCUUGAGAGAAAUAUGGGAUGGUAAGCUUCCUGUUAGAUUUAUGUUACACGAUGAAGAAGUUCACGAUCUCCAAGCACCAGAGCCAUAUUACCUUAUGGUACCCAGACUGAGUUAUUUCCCAUUAGUUUGGGACAAAGUUCGUAAACAUUUCUCCAAACAUGUACAUCCUGAUAAACAGGAGUCAGAGAUGUGGUUAGAUUUUAACGGAACACCUCUAAGAUGGCACUAUCCGGUUGGUUUAUUAUUCGAUUUAUACGCUUAUGACACGCAGUUACCAUGGUCAUUAACUGUUCAUUUUGAUAAAUUCCCCGAAGAUGAGAUAAUUCAUUGCGCUAGCAGGGAUGUUGUAAAAUCUCAUUUCAUGUCAACUAUUAAAGAAGCUGAUGCAUUGAAACAUCGUAGCCAAGUUAUCAGCAUAAUGCAAGAAAAAGAACACACUCAGUUAUGGCUGGGUUUACAGAAUGAUAAAUUCGAUCAGUUUUGGGCUGUAAAUAAAAAAUUAAUGGAUACAUCUUCCAACGAAGGAGAAUUCAAACACAUUCCUUUCAGAUUGUACACAACAGACGAUGCUCCGUUUGUACAAAAAUUGAUAAAACCUUACAACGAAGAUAAACAGCAGAAGGUUUUGAGUAAUCUUAUUCAAGAAAUUUACCCUAGCAAUUACGAUAAAAUGAAAGUGAUUAUUCAUGGGAUAGAUAUUCCUUUGGACACGCCGAUUCAAUGGCUAAGUGAGCAUUUAAGUUACCCUGAUAAUUUUCUACAUUUUUGUGUUGUUUCAAACCCUUGACAAAUUUACACUGCUGUUUACUAUUUUAUUUUACUUUAAAGCGUGUACCUAUUCGUAUGAUUUUUACUUCCAUUUUAUUUACGGAAAUGAUUAUCGAAGUGAUAGGUUAUUUGUGAAGAAAAGAAGUCCCCAAUAUUUGUUUGUUUUUCUGCGUGGAAAAGAUUAUUAUUAUUGUUAGGUAUUAGUUUUUGAAACGUUUCGAUCAAGAUUAUAGAAUAUUUGUAAUAAAUUACGGAUACCAAUAAUGUAAUAUGCGUAGGCUGGCAUUUAAACAGUUUUUCAUUUACUUUUAUGUGUACGUUUUUACACUUUUUACUGGAUCAUUCUUGAUCUUUUGCCCUUUCAUAGGAAAUCGCUUUUCCAUAUUUUUUUUCAUUUUUUUUAUUUUCGUUUUAUCAUAUUAAUUUUUUUAAAAUCAUACUUUUUAAACAUUUUUGGUUUUGUAAUUCAAACGACUGUCUAUAUUAUAAUUUGUAUAUUUUUCCGAACAUUUAAACAUUACGUACUGUGUUGAAUGGCAUUACCUUUUUUUUUUGCCUUCGACCAAUUUCGAGUAUUGAAAAAAUACAUUCAUUUUGAAAACUUA
This is a messenger RNA of Planococcus citri (citrus mealybug), 1669 nucleotides long. It is a transcript of the gene Atg5, whose product is annotated as autophagy protein 5. Gene Ontology annotation, cellular component: Atg12-Atg5-Atg16 complex; phagophore assembly site membrane; cytoplasm. The record is from RefSeq and is a predicted model, not a curated record. Gene Ontology annotation, biological process: cellular response to nitrogen starvation; autophagosome assembly; C-terminal protein lipidation. Lineage: Eukaryota; Metazoa; Arthropoda; Insecta; Hemiptera; Pseudococcidae. Gene Ontology annotation, molecular function: Atg8-family ligase activity. Bases 277 to 1083 code for a protein of 268 amino acids. The transcript is spliced from 6 exons.